This is a messenger RNA of Penaeus vannamei (Pacific white shrimp), 336 nucleotides long. The record is from RefSeq and is a predicted model, not a curated record. Lineage: Eukaryota; Metazoa; Arthropoda; Malacostraca; Decapoda; Penaeidae.
AUGGCUGAAAACGAAGUAUGGGUCGAGUACAUUGAUGAACUAUAUGGAGGCAAUACUAGAAAUGAUGCCAUAGGCAAUAGCUUAUUUUCUCAUCUAGAAGACGAACAGGUAAUAUUAAUGAGUGAGUUGAGAAUAUCAUUAGAAGAGCUGGCAAAGAGGAAGAGUGCUGGGCCAGAUGGAGAUGGUACAGAACUACCCCAAAGUAUGGAUGAAAAUGGCAGAACAGCAUUAUUGAGACUUAAACAAGAUGUGUAUAUGAGUGGUUACAUUCCAAAAGACUUUAGAAGAUCAAUCUUUGUUGCUCUUCCUAAAAAAUAUAGUGCUAAUGAAUUUUAA